This is a messenger RNA of Striga hermonthica, 624 nucleotides long. The record is from the annotation of a GenBank genome assembly. Lineage: Eukaryota; Viridiplantae; Streptophyta; Magnoliopsida; Lamiales; Orobanchaceae.
AUGUCACAGAGCAACGAGGCGCCGUCCGCCGCCGUGGAUGGUGGCGGAGUUUACGAGAUCAUCCUGUUCGGCGUGCGAGUCAAGGUCGAUCCAAUGAGGAAGAGCGUGAGCAUGAACAACCUGUCCGAGUACGAGCCUGCUAAUAAAGACGGCAGCCCGAACAACGGCAAGGAGCCGCCGAAGUCUGCGGCUGAGAAAGGUGGCGCGGCGGGUUACGCCUCCGCCGACGACGCCGCGGCCCAGGAGUCCAACGCGAAUCGCGAGCGCGAGCGCAAGCGAGGUGUCCCAUGGACAGAGGAAGAACACAGGCUGUUCUUGAUUGGACUGGAGAGGAUUGGGAGAGGAGAUUGGAGGGGAAUUUCCAGAAACUUCGAAAAAUCGAGUCUUGCUAAAAAGAACGUGAUAAAAACCUCGCCAAACAUCGUCACCCCUGUUUCUGCACCGACUCCCUCGACACUGGUGGAUCUUGACCUAAAUAACGAAGCUGAAGCCGCAGUCGAGGCCUCACCGUUAUCUUUGGGGCUCUCUCUUUCAUCCUGUCAAGAUCAGCCGUGUACAAACGGUUCGGAUUAUGAAAUGAUGUCGAGCUUGAAGAAUGGUGAUAACUAUAUUAGCGUUGCUUAA